GUGUGUACUUUACAACAGACUGUUUUUCGUUUUGCCCAUUGGCCUACAAUGUUUACAUUUCUAUAUCUCACAUUUGGACCCUGUGUGCCUAUAGCUAGCAGGAGUUAAUUAGACAUUAACAAGUUGCUUGAUCAUAAAAUAUGCACACGGUGAUGUAACGAAGGGAGCAUUUUGAGAACUGAGAUAUCUAAAUCGUUGAACUCCAUUACAGGGUUCCUCAGACACUGCACAUGAUACACGUGUCAGCAUUAUGGCCUCUGCAAGGAAACAUCUGAGAGACAGUCUGAUAUGUCCAAUCUGCAUGGGUCUUCUUACCAAGCCGAAGCUUCUACCUUGCUCACACACAUUUUGCGAAGAUUGUUUAACCGAAGUCCACUCUACUCAAGCUUGGCCCGAUCAGAUACCGUGCCCUGUGUGUCGCUCUGUUGCACCUGUAUCCUACAAUAACGUAUCCUACUUUCCGACCAAUCAAAUUGCCAAGUCCCUUGUAGAAGUUUUCAAGGGGGGAUCGGACAAGAGGAGAACGGCCUAUUUAACGAAUGGCGCUUCUUCUGGCCAACGUUGCACCGUGUGUGAUGCUGAUGAUCAAGAACUUGCUACCUUCUACUGUCAGCAUUGUUCAGAAUUCCUCUGCGAUUAUUGUCUUGAGCAACACAAAAGGUUUAGGAAGAAUGUCUUCCACGAGCUUGUUAGUGCUAGAGACAUCGCGUCAGGGGAAAUCAGAAUACAACUUGCGUGUCCAGAACAUCCUCGAGAACUGCAGCAGUUCGUGUGUAUCACAAAGUCAUGUCUGGUUCGUAUCUGUAGUAGGUGUUUGGAAGUGGGUCACCAGCCUGGCAGGCAUAAGGUCAUUGGAAUUGAAGAGUAUGAAGAGGGCCACAAAGCAGCAGUUGAUUCUUUGCAGGAAAAAAUAGAACAGAAAACUGCUUUGAUACAGAGACAAUCGUCUUUUGUGGAGGAGCGGAUUGGCAAGGUUGAAAAUAUUAUCGGUCAACGAAGGCAAGAAAUCAAGAAUGUCUUUGAGGGCGCUGUUCGGCGAAUACGACGAAGGAAAGAUCAACUGCUUGAAGAGUGCAACACCUAUCAGAGAUCGCUCUGCGAAGAUCUGGAAGGAAUCAUCCAGUGCCACGAUGACUUCCUUGAAAACCUAUCAGCCAAUGCUUCUGUAGUCACUGAAGAGUGUACUUCUCGACGCUCAGACCAGUCGUUGUCUGAGCGUGUCGCACGAGUUGGUGAGCUUGAGGCUCUCGUGAAAAGAGACAACCCGGAUGCAUCUCUUGCUGAAUCAAUAGCACGCCGUGCUAAACUCCUGACCUUUCACCAAGCUGCAGAGUCCGUGGGUCUUGACCUUGGAACUGUUCGGGUCAAGAACUGGGAGCUUGUGAGAUUUUAUGAAGGUGUGACAUGUUUGGCCGCGCGCCUGUGGCAACUUUUGUGUGAUCUCUUUCGAUUACUUGCUAAAUUUGUACUUUUCAUUGUAAUUUUAAAUGUGUUGUUAUUUUGUUUUAUGAAUGUCCGUUCUGUUUAGAUUAGAAAUUAUAUUGUAUAUUGUGAUUUUGAAAAUGCACAUCAAUAUUUUCUUUUAUUUUGUGUGUGUCUUUUAUCUCUAUAGUGAAGAAAGAAGUAUAUGUAAUUAGUAGUAAAUGUUGAAGUGAAGGUCUGGAAUGAGCCAUAUUAAUGGCAGGGAGUUAUUAUGCCAGCUAUGCCAGGGAUUAUUGUGCUGGCAAAAGUAUUAUGUUGAUAAAUAGGAUGGUAUGACUAAGCACCUGUUUCGGGUUCCACACAUUUCGUGUACAUAGAGGGUUGGUACAGUCUGAGACUUUGCCACACCUCAAUUUUGAAGCCAAGAGGCAUACAGGAUUUGGUUCUGCUCUGCAGAUAUUGCGGAUUUGUUUAUGAUUUCCCCUUGGGCAGAAAUUGCUGAGUUUCUUUUAAUGUCAAGAGACAGACGGUUUGGGUUCUGUUUAGCAGAAAUGGCUGAUAUAUUUGAGUGUUUUGAUAAUGCAAUCAUUGGUAAGCGAUUUGAAUGUUAUAUUUUACAUUGUAUCACUUAGUUAUUUGUUAAUGUAUGAUGGCAUUAUAUAAAUGUCAGGGAAAUAUAGCUAUGAAGCUGUGAAAGAUAGUUUAAUUCCAGUCGUUCUAUGUUAAUACAAUGAAUAAGUAUAUAUAUAUAUAUAUAUAUGUCAAUUAAUGUUUAGAGUAUGAACACUGACUAGAAAAUGUAUGUAUGCACUCUGAAAUUAAGAUAGCGCACGAUGUUGGGACCACGUCCGACCUCGAAACCUGGUAGCAUUUAUUUUCCGUUUGAUUAAAAACAAACAUUACAAUAAAAGUAUAUACAAAAGUAUGAAUGAAACGGCUGGAUAACCAAUAUACAGCUAUGCCAGGCACGACACUACUAGUCUUCCAUGGGGUCCAGAAAGAGCCAAUUGUUUUAGUGGGCUGUAAAGUGCCUGGAGCUUAUUAAACCUUUCGCAAGAACGUACAGACAUUUGGUUCAACGUCACCGGCAAUGACUAGGGAACAACUAAUGGUGAGCUGUAUCAUACCAUCUUGAUUUUGCUACAAAUGAAACUUUUGAGACAUACAGCGAAAGAAAUCGUGGAAAAGUAGUGACGACGACAUGAGUUAUAACUACAAGCGAAAUUGAUUGUCAUUAUUGAAUGAUAUACGCGUUGGAUGUGUCGAAUGUCCUGAGACGUCUUACGGUUAAAUUGGUUAAUAUCCGAAGAGUAUUUGGAUUGCCAUUGACUGACUUGAACAUGAAUUAAAGAGAGGCAUGUUUAAUUUUUCUUAGAGACUCUCUGAAGCAGGGGAGAUUUGAAUUCACUUUUGGAAAUGACGUUGGUCAUUUUUUUUUUCUUCUUUUCUUUGUAAUGACAAAUGUACAU
Strongylocentrotus purpuratus (purple sea urchin) is the source of this 2891-nucleotide messenger RNA. Its product is annotated as E3 ubiquitin-protein ligase TRIM56. The coding region runs from base 251 to 1528 and encodes 425 amino acids. Gene Ontology annotation, biological process: positive regulation of DNA-templated transcription. The transcript has 2 exons. Gene Ontology annotation, cellular component: nucleoplasm; chromatin. The record is from RefSeq and is a predicted model, not a curated record. NCBI's taxonomy places the organism in Eukaryota, Metazoa, Echinodermata, Echinoidea, Camarodonta, Strongylocentrotidae. Gene Ontology annotation, molecular function: ubiquitin-protein transferase activity; zinc ion binding.